Sus scrofa (pig) is the source of this 1062-nucleotide messenger RNA. RefSeq names its product C-X-C motif chemokine receptor 4 (gene CXCR4). Gene Ontology annotation, biological process: neurogenesis; G protein-coupled receptor signaling pathway; positive regulation of cytosolic calcium ion concentration. Gene Ontology annotation, cellular component: external side of plasma membrane; membrane. The record is from RefSeq and is marked provisional. Gene Ontology annotation, molecular function: C-C chemokine binding; C-C chemokine receptor activity. NCBI's taxonomy places the organism in Eukaryota, Metazoa, Chordata, Mammalia, Artiodactyla, Suidae.
AUGGACGGGUUCCGUAUAUUCACUUCAGAUAAUUACACAGAGGAUGACUUGGGCUCAGGUGACUAUGACUCCAUAAAGGAACCCUGUUUCCGGGAGGAAAAUGCCCAUUUCAACCGAAUCUUUCUGCCCACUGUCUACUCCAUCAUCUUCUUAACUGGCAUAGUGGGUAAUGGAUUGGUCAUCCUGGUCAUGGGUUACCAGAAGAAACUGAGAAGCAUGACGGACAAGUACAGACUGCACCUGUCUGUGGCAGACCUUCUCUUUGUCCUCACACUUCCCUUCUGGGCAGUUGAUGCCGUGGCAAACUGGUACUUUGGGAAGUUUCUGUGCAAGGCAGUCCAUGUCAUCUAUACUGUCAAUCUCUACAGCAGUGUGCUCAUCCUGGCCUUCAUCAGUCUGGACCGGUACCUGGCUAUCGUCCAUGCCACCAACAGUCAGAGGCCAAGGAAGCUAUUGGCUGAAAAAGUGGUCUAUGUCGGCGUCUGGAUACCUGCCCUCCUGUUGACUAUUCCUGAUUUCAUCUUUGCGAAUGUCAGGGAGGGGGAUGGGAGGUACAUCUGUGACCGCUUCUACCCCAAUGACCUGUGGUUAGUGGUGUUCCAGUUUCAGCACAUCAUGGUUGGCCUUAUCCUGCCGGGUAUUGUCAUCCUAUCUUGCUAUUGCAUCAUCAUCUCCAAGCUGUCCCACUCCAAGGGCUAUCAGAAGCGCAAAGCUCUCAAAACCACCGUUAUCCUCAUCCUGGCUUUCUUCGCCUGCUGGCUGCCAUACUACAUCGGGAUCAGCAUCGACUCCUUCAUCCUCCUGGAAAUCAUCCAGCAAGGGUGUGAGUUUGAGAGCACUGUGCACAAGUGGAUUUCCAUCACUGAGGCCCUUGCCUUUUUCCACUGUUGCCUGAAUCCUAUCCUCUACGCUUUCCUUGGAGCCAAAUUUAAAACCUCUGCCCAGCACGCACUCACCUCUGUGAGCAGAGGGUCCAGCCUAAAGAUCCUCUCCAAGGGAAAGCGGGGUGGACAUUCUUCUGUUUCAACCGAGUCAGAGUCUUCGAGUUUUCACUCCAGCUAA